Molecule: messenger RNA, 543 nt
Organism: Electrophorus electricus (electric eel)
Lineage: Eukaryota; Metazoa; Chordata; Actinopteri; Gymnotiformes; Gymnotidae
Source: RefSeq, a predicted model, not a curated record
AUGGAUAUCUCAGAGUCCUCCAUUGUUGUCCGUGGUCAGUGUGGACUCCCAGAAGCAUGUCCUAAGGAACAUGUUACCUUUAAGAUGUCCAGUGGUGCAACAAAUGUAAUAGGCCCAAAGAUUUGUAUUGAUGGAGAAAUAUGGAUUGAAAAAAAAGGGGGACAAGGAAUUAACAUUGCUGUUGUUAAUGGUAAAACUGGAAAGCUUAUCAGUGCAGCUGCCUUUGAUAUGUGGAGUGGUGAUGUUGAGCCACUAAUAGAAUUUCUAAAGACAAUUAAAGAUGGCUCAUUUGUGCUAAUGGCAUCCUCUGACGAUCCAGCAACAAGACUUAAUGAUGAGGCACGGACACUUAUCACUGAGCUUGGCAGUUCAUAUAUAUCAGUUCUGGAGUUCAGAAAUAACUGGCUCUUUGUUGGAGGAAAAGGAAUCAAGAACAUAAAGCCUUUGGAACAGCAUAUAAAGAAUGAUAAGGCAUUUAACAAAUAUGAUGACUGGCCAGAAAUGCUAGAAAUGGGGGGCUACAUACCCUACAGCAAAGAUUAA